Molecule: messenger RNA, 525 nt
Organism: Aspergillus niger
Lineage: Eukaryota; Fungi; Ascomycota; Eurotiomycetes; Eurotiales; Aspergillaceae
Exons: 2
Coding region: 1-525 (174 amino acids)
Source: RefSeq, a predicted model, not a curated record
AUGUCUUCCGCGAUUCAUCCUCAGUACUUCUGUACUCGUCCUAAUGGCACCUUCACCCCCCUUAUCGCUGUGGAUGAGCUCCCCUCGCACAUCUCGAUUCGUGGAGCUCCCCGUGUACUAGCAGCUAGUGAGACGCAAGGAAUGACGAGCCUUGGGAUUGUACAAACGAGACCCCAGACCUAUGUCGUUGAAGGAGCUAGCCCCGCUUCCACUCGAGGAACAUCCACAAAUUCGACCGGAUACCGCACCCGUGACUCCGAUUUACAGGCCGCGUUGAUGAGAGUCCUAUCUGAUGAGUGUCUUCCGGCAAACGAGCGUUUGGCAAUUACAUCGUUAAUACAGCAUGGCGUUUCUCGCGGCAUGUUUGCACCCAGUUCGUCCAGUAACGGCUGGUUGGUGCCAAAUAGUGGCGGUGGUAUCGCUGGCAAUGUGGGUUCCAGGCAGGGACCUCACUACAAUACCAAGAAAGAAUACUGUUCGUACUGGAUUCGCCAUGGCGAGUGUGACUAUCAGCAGCAAGGCUAG